Oryzias melastigma (Indian medaka) is the source of this 1608-nucleotide messenger RNA. Its product is annotated as aldo-keto reductase family 1 member B1. Gene Ontology annotation, cellular component: cytosol. Gene Ontology annotation, molecular function: aldose reductase (NADPH) activity. The transcript has 9 exons. NCBI's taxonomy places the organism in Eukaryota, Metazoa, Chordata, Actinopteri, Beloniformes, Adrianichthyidae. The coding region runs from base 465 to 1490 and encodes 341 amino acids. The record is from RefSeq and is a predicted model, not a curated record.
GAACACAACAGUGGAAAAAAUGAAAUUAUUUUAAUAUUUAAUCAGAUUACCACGGGAUUAUGUAGUCACACAGGCUUUGUUUGAAUUAUAAUUCUUUUUAAAACUGCAGUUUAACAAAAUGUCACCCACCACUGUUAGACUGACCUCUACACACCUUUCACUCUGCCACUAUUUUUCUAAAUCACUUCUAACCCUUCCUUAAACGAGUCAAAUCUACUGAUAAAUCACAGGUGAGUAACUAAAGCAAACUUUGAGAGCUUUAUGUGAACAACACUUUCCUUUUUGCUUUUAUUAUAUAAGUAUUGCAUAACAGGCGUUUGCCCUGGUGCUGCUCCUCCCUCUAUUUCUAAAGAACAUGGAAGUAACAGACCACUCUGAACCCUCCCACAUGCUGAAAUAAAAAGGCCCCCGCCACUUUGGUUCCAAAGGGAAAAAGCUGCUUGUUUAGCUGAACGUCUUUCAAGAUGAUCCCCGCCGUCACACUCAGCACCGGAGCUAAGAUGCCCAUUGUGGGUUUGGGAACAUGGAGGGCAGAACCAGGAAAAGUCUGCGAGGCUGUGAAAGUGGCGAUAAGUAACGGCUACAGACACAUAGACGGGGCCUUCAUUUACGAGAAUGAAGGAGAAGUCGGGGCAGGAAUUCAUGCCAUGAUCGACCAAGGAGUGGUGAAGAGGGAAGAUCUGUUCGUCGUCAGCAAGCUCUGGUGCACCUUCCAUGUUCCAUCGCUGGUGAGAGGAGCAUGUGAGAAGACUCUCGGUGACCUGAAACUUGACUACCUGGACCUGUAUCUCAUCCAUUUCCCAGCAGGCAUGAAGGUUUGUUCUUACAUACCUCAACAUUUGACUAACUUGUUUGUCGAUUCAAGCUCAGCCACUCUUUCACUGUUACAGCCUGGAGACAACCUUUUCCCACUGGAUGAUGAUAAGCAAAUAAUUACAGACGAUUCCAAUUUUUUGGACACUUGGGAGGCCAUGGAGAAGCUGGUGGAUGACGGGCUGGUCAAAGCGAUCGGUGUAUCAAACUUCAACAAAGACCAGAUUGAAGCCAUCCUCAAUAAACCCGGCCUAAAGCACAAACCAGUAACCAACCAGAUUGAGUGCCAUCCAUAUCUGAGCCAAGACAAGAUGAUCGACUACUGCAAGUCGAAGGGCAUCUUUGUGACCGCCUAUGCCCCUCUGGGCUCCCCUGAAAGACCCUGGGCUUCUCCUGAUGACCCCACCUUGAUGGAGGAACCUAUCAUCAAGGCCAUAGCUGAAAAGUACAAGAAGACUGCAGCACAAGUUCUCAUGAGGUUUCACAUCCAGAGAAAUGUGGUGGUCAUCGCCAAGUCAGUAACACCCAGCCGUAUCAAGGAAAAUAUCCAGUUGUUUGACUUUGAGUUAAGUGAGGCGGACAUGAAAGAAAUCCUGAGUAUGAACAGAAACUGGAGAGGAUUCCCAGCAGAUUGGGCCACAAAGCAUAAAGACUAUCCUUAUCAUACAGAAUAUUAACUCUACAUUGUGAUGUUUUGGGAUGCAGAAAGUCACACACACACUUUGCUUUUCUAAUGAUUUCUAUGUUUUUUUGUAAUAAAAUGUAAGAUUUUAAUAAAUGAAACACAAAUAUAAA